This is a messenger RNA of Eriocheir sinensis (Chinese mitten crab), 1745 nucleotides long. RefSeq lists its product as uncharacterized. Gene Ontology annotation, cellular component: membrane. Lineage: Eukaryota; Metazoa; Arthropoda; Malacostraca; Decapoda; Varunidae. The record is from RefSeq and is a predicted model, not a curated record. The transcript has 7 exons. Bases 316 to 1071 code for a protein of 251 amino acids.
UGGGCCCAAAAUGGUGGAAGUUCAAGAAGACAUCCUUCUUGAAGUGAGGAGGCUGAGUGGUGCUAUGGAUAAGGUGGCUGCAGCCUUGGAAAAAAUUGCAGUUACCUUGUCAAAAUAAGGUGACAGGUCCAAUUAGGUAAACAGAAUCCCGCCCCAGGGAGACAGCAGGAUCUCGCCGAGGCGCCAAAACAACAAGCUCGGGGCGCCCCUCGCAAUUUCCCUUAAGUAUACAUCCAAGAUCUACGUCCAUAUAUAGGCGAACCUAACAUCACCAUUGCCGAUCCAGGAUUCAGGACGUUUCCUAAGUCAAAGGAGAUGUCCCCAGCCGGCCACACCACCACCACCACAGCACCACCGCCGGAGAACACAGCCGGCGGUGGUGAGCGGAAAAUCUUCUUCAACUACUCAUACCUCAGAACAUAUGAAGGAAUACUCAAGCUGGCCCAACUAGUCAUCGCAGUGCUGGUGUUCGUCUCUGUCAUGGUCUCGGAACACCCUCGCGGCGGCACCUCGGACUGGAUCUCUUUCACGUCCAUGGGCAGCUUCUGGUUCAGUGGCAUGUUGUUCGUGAUGUACCUCGUCAAUGCUGUGGUCGUCCUCACUGACGUGCCCUGUGGAAUGCUGGAGCUGGUGUACACAUGUCUCUGGACGGCCUUCUGGUUUGUGUCGGGCUGUUUGGCGGCGGACUUCGCGAGUAAAGGCGCGGGUGUCGCCUUCAUAGUCGCCGCCUCCCUCAGCUGCCUGGCCACCAUCGUCUUCGGCCUCACCGCCUUCCUGCUGUACAAGAAGAGGAGGGCGGGAGCGCUGUCCUCUGCCCAGCCGCUCCGCACACACCGACACCUCAGAUAUGAAUUACUCUUAACCCCUUGGAUGCAGACUUCCUACCAGAAUACAUCACCAAGCUACAGGAGUGGAGCAAUAAGUGGCUGCUACAAUUCAGUGAAGAAAAAUGUAAAAUCCUGCACCUUGGGAGGGGAAAUCCAGCACCCCAAUACCGCAUGGGAAACACUCCACUAUCCACCACAGACGCAGAGAAUGACCUGGGAGUGUAUGUUACCAGGCUACCAGUGAAGGGAUAUCCAGCACACCAAUACUACAUGGGAAACACUCCACUAUCCACCACAGAGGCAGAGAAAGACCUGGGAGUAUAUGUUACCAGGCUACCAGUGAAGGGAUAUCCAGCACACCAAUACUACAUGGGAAACACUCCACUAUCCACCACAGAGGUAGAGAAAGACCUGGGAGUGUAUGUUACCAGGCUACCAGUGAAGGGAUAUCCAGCACACCAAUACCACCUGGGAAACACUCCACUAUCCACCACAGAGGCAGAGAAAGACCUGGGAGUAUAUGUUACCAGGCUACCAGUGAAGGGAUAUCCAGCACACCAAUACCACAUGGGAAACACUCCACUAUCCACCACAGAGGCAGAGAAAGACCUGGGAGUAUAUGUUACCAGGCUACCAGUGAAAGCGAAACCCAUGCCAAUCGCAGCGGAUGGGUUAAGAAUAUGGAGCUUAGCCUCUGCCCUGAGUCAUAGCUGCACAGGAUUAUGGUCUGGUCUGUCCGUCACCUCCUUGCCAUCAUGUCUCCGUGUCUGUACAUCAGUCACACAGCUUCUUGGCGGCAGGACAACAACCAACGAAUCUUCACCAUACAACUGUACACUCCUACUGUCUUACCUAUUCCCCCACCUGUACCUUUACCACUAACCCACUUCCUCUUCCUACUAUAACCUUGAUUAAAAG